GAGAGUGGAGACACAGAGAAACAGAGAGAGAAAGAGAGGAUUUUUUGAAAUAAGAAGGAGAUCAGUUUAAGUUACAUACACAGAGAGAAAGGUGGUGAAAAGAAAAAAGGAGAAGGAAAAAUGGGAGAAGUUGUAUUGUUUGUGGAUGAUUUGAAAUCGAGUAUUUCAAUCUAUUCGUACUGUAGAAUUUGCCAUGAAGAAGAAUCAGAGAGCUGUAUGAGCUUGGAAGCUCCUUGUGCUUGUUCAGGAACCGUUAAGUUUGCACACAGAGAUUGCAUACAGAGGUGGUGCAACGAGAAGGGGAACACCACCUGCGAAAUAUGUCUCCAGCAAUAUGAACCAGGAUACACUGCACCUUCAAAGAAGUCUCAGUUGAUUGAUGCAGCAGUGACCAUUAGAGAAAGCAUGCAAAUUCCAAGAAGAGAGCAAGAGGUGACCAAUCUAGGAUUAGGGACAAUGAGCGAAUACUCGCAGUGCACGUCUGCUGCAGAUAGAAGUGCUUCUUGCUGCCGAUCCUUGGCCCUAACAUUUACGGUCAUCUUGCUUGUUAGACAUUUCUUUGAUUUGCUUAAUGGUGGAACAGAAGAUUACCCCUUCACACUUCUUACAGUACUUAUUCUAAAGGUUAGUGGAAUUAUCCUGCCAAUGUUGGUAUUGAUGCGCACAGUCACAGCAAUUCAAAAUAGCAUCAGAAGGCAUUAUGAGGAUUCUGAGUAUGACACCUCAAACCUGGAUGGAGACAAUGAAGAAGACGAAGAGCAGCACCAUGCUGUCUAAAGCUACUCCUAAUGUGUAUAAUCUCUACUCAGUUGAAUUUGCAUCAGAGCAUUAUAGCAGUGCUCACCUUUGUCAUAUAUCUCCCACUUUUUGGAGGUACAAGCGACAAAGAAAAAGAUAGAUUCUUUCUUGAAAAAUAAGUCAUUCUUUCCUUUGUACCAUCAAGUUAGGUAUGGUAUAUAACUGUCUUUUAUUCAGCC
Messenger RNA from Juglans regia (Persian walnut), 977 nucleotides. RefSeq lists its product as uncharacterized. Gene Ontology annotation, biological process: protein ubiquitination. The transcript is spliced from 7 exons. Bases 121 to 777 code for a protein of 218 amino acids. Gene Ontology annotation, cellular component: membrane. NCBI's taxonomy places the organism in Eukaryota, Viridiplantae, Streptophyta, Magnoliopsida, Fagales, Juglandaceae. Gene Ontology annotation, molecular function: ubiquitin-protein transferase activity; zinc ion binding. The record is from RefSeq and is a predicted model, not a curated record.